AAUACAUUUCAAACAGAAGUGAAACCUACUUGGACACAAAAGAACUUUGUUUUCAGGUUGUUGGGGUACAAGGAAUUUUAAAAGAAAGUCUAAGUGACUGUGGCAGAGAGGUAAUGAGAUAGAUAAGUAGUUCUAUGAUGAGCUGGUGUUUCUGGUUUUAUUGAGAGAAACAUCUUUUGGCCUUUAGACUGUUUCCAUUUCUGUGUGUUUCUGUGGUGUGUUGUCCUCUCAGUUGUGCUGAUAAAACUACUUGUGUUGCCCUCCUCUAAAUUAAAGAGGAGAAUCGAUCUGUUUUAAAAGAAAACAAAUUCAUUAUGUUAUUAGAGGACUGGGGAGAGAGAAGCUGAGCAAUUUUUUUUUUUUACUUUUCAGUUUUACUUCAGACCCAUUUCCCAGGCUGGUUCACAGCUGUGAUAUGCAUGAUGUAUCACUUAAUUAGAAAUCAUAGCAUACUGCAUUCUGAUGAGAACAAGAUUCCAGCUGGAGUAUCCCCUCCUACUCCUGUUACUGCUGAAGACAUCAGUGCGUGGCUUGGCUGGAACAUGGAACUGUGAGGAAUAAAACAAGAUGGAUUUAGGAGGCAUAACUACUUAAAUUGGAAGAGAACUUUUAACAGUUCCUGAGAUUUAGGUGCAGUUCCAGGCUGGGCAGUUUGAUUAGAUGAUCUUAGAGGCCUUUUCCAACCAUAAUGAUUCUAUGUUUCUAUUUUUGUAGUCUUCUAGGCUAUGUAGAAACAUUCAAUUGAGUAACUAUCUGGAAAAAUUGAUGAUUCUGAUUUCCUUCAAGUUUUUUCAUGGAUAAAAACUUUUGAAUUACGUGUGGAUUUAAUUGAUUUAAAAAAAAAAAAAAAGAGUAUUUUGAAUAUUUUAGCACGUAACAGAAUAUAAUCUUGUAUCUAAGUAUAAUCUAUGUUGAUUACCUUCAUGGUACCUUCUGUUUUUUUCCUGAGAAAAAUUCUCACCUCAGAUCUUUUUUUUUUUUUUUCUGUUAAAUGACUGAGUAGAAAAGUUUUGGGGAGCGUUUGACAUUUGCAUUACUGUAAUAGUGAGGAGCAUUUUCUUCUGCUUUAUUUUUCUAGAGUACAAGCUUGAGAUCAUGCUUGGCAGCACCACCUGGCACCAAUCUUGUCCUAGUACACAAGAUGCGAGAGAGCAUUGACUUGGUUCUCCUAGCUCUGGGUAUAAUUUUCUUGCCUGGCUAUAAUUGGAGAAUUAUUCUUCAGUUCAGUGAAUGCUGCCAAUCUGGAGAGAAAAGCUGCAGCAGUGGUGCAGGCACAUCUGUUGAAGGUGGUAGGCGAGAUCUAAAUACUGAAAAGAAACUUAUGGCUUGAGUUUGAGUCCCAUUUGUGGAAAAGAUUUCUCUGCAGAUAGCUAUCUGCUCUAGAAGUGCCCUUUUUAGUUUACCUUACUGAUCUGGAUCCCAUAAAAGCUGGUACGAUUCCUUCUUAUCCAGCUCUUUUAGGCUUACAAGCUGUGUGAGGAAGAGGUCUGUGAGAUUUGAGUGAAUAUGGACAUGCAAACUUAAGGAUAUGUGAAUACUAAACCAUGAAGAUCUGAGUGAAAGAAAGACUUUAAGGCAGAAACGAUGAAUACCAGCCUCUUCCAUGUUCACCUUGAAUGCAGUUUACCUAGUGAUGCAUAUCAACAAGUUAAGAGUUGCUGUUCUAUGUCCGAUGAUCCAAUGCUGCUAGAAAUGAGCUUAACGGUAAGAAUGGAAAAUGCCCAACAAGAUUUUGUGGAGCAAAGACAAUACUUACUGGAGAAUCUUUUUGUAGUUUAUGUAGCAGUGGAAAGAACGAAGACCUCAGGUGAUUUCAUGGUGGAUAUGUACGUCUUGCAUUCUGGGAACAGCCGUGUGCACAUACAGGAAAUAAGGCAGUUGUCACAAAAAGACAGAACACCUGUGAAAUUUGAGCCAGUACUGCUGUCUUCAUCAUCUACUAACUUUACAAAAGUUGCUUCUAUUUCUUGUGAAGCUGCAUUCUGUGACGAUGCAAGGCCUUACUCUAAUGACAAGAGGAAUGGCAUAGUGGAAGGCACUACAGCACUACAAGCCUGCCUUUCCUGCCCUGUGAUGGAAGGGUAUUUUGAUAUCGAUCCUUCUGCAACAGUGUUUCAUAUUGAACCACACCAUAAUAUUUCAGGAUUUUGGUCCAUAUGGUUUACAAACAACUUCGAUUUCAGCAUUGAACUGGAUGAAGUCUACAUAUCUGGAGAAACAAAGAACAUCUUAAAGAUUCUGAACUUUGCUGGGCCUUUGACCCUAUCUCCAGGCUGUUGGAAUGUAUUUUCUUUGAAACUUGAUGUGAAAAACAAUGUAACAAAUGUGCUUUCUAGUAUUUGUCUGGCCACCAGUGUGGGAGUGAUGAUUGAAAUACCUCUGCAGAUAUUUUCAACUGUGUCCAAGCAGGCAGACCUUCAUUUUGAAGCCAUUGCCCAUUGUGAUAUUCAGUGUUACCUAGGAAAGUCUGAUUCAGCAAAUCUACUGUGGCAGAGGAGUCUCUCUCUGGACCGUUCAGCCUGGGAUGUGGAUUCUGAGCUGGCAAGUGAGCUUUAUGAAAGAUGGCAAAAAAUAAGAUGCGGGGAAGCCUGCAGGAGGAGGAGCAUUCUGGGAUCAACUCGCUUGAUUCACCAGAACCAGCCUGAAGAUGAGGUGUCAUUUGCCUUUUUCUUGCCACGGUUGACUGCAGAGCCCAGCCUUACGCUCAGCUUCAAUGCCACAGCAGUUAAAAGUAGCGUGGUAAAGUAUUUCAUACUGAGAAAUCCUUCAUCCUUUCCAGUUGCACUGCAGCUUCUGCCACUCUCUUACUACCCUGAUCCCCAAGCUUCACUGAGUCUGCUCAGCAAAUGGUUUGGCAUAAAUAUUCAAGCUAUUAAUUUCACCACCACUGAGUUCAAGCUCAUGGAUGAAUAUUCUCACAGGAGUGCACACCAAGAGGAUCUCAUCAGCAAGAGACACAGUUCUGAGCUGCUUCAGUUAAAUUUACAACCACUGGAAACCAGAAAAGUUGGUGUAAUUUUUACACCAGUUGACUACAAAAGAGUGGCUUCCAUUAUUUUGAUCAGAAACAACUUGACUGUUCUGGAUGUGGUCAAUGUAGAAGGCUAUGGAGCCAGAGAAUUACUUAAAGUAGGGGGAAGACUGCCAGGUGCAGGAGGAUCUCUUAGAUUCAAGGUUCCAGAAGCUACGCUGAUGGAUUGCAGACGACAACUGAAAGACAGCAAGCAAAUUCUGUCCAUCACGAAGAACUUCAAAGUAGAGAAUAUUGGGCCUCUUCCUAUAACAAUUUCAUCAAUGAAAAUCAAUGGUUACAGUUGCCAAGGAUAUGGAUUUGAGGUGUUAGACUGUCAGGAAUUUUUUCUGGCUCAGAACUCAUCACGGGAGAUCAGCAUCGUAUUCACUCCUGAUUUUACAUCUUCAUGGGUAAUCCGGGAGCUUACACUGGUGACUGCUGCUGAUCUAGAGUUUCACUUCACGCUUAAUGUGACUCUUCCUCACCAUUUGUUACCGCUCUGUGCAGAUGUGGUGCCAGGACCCAGCUGGGAGGAGUCUUUCUGGAGGCUCACUGUCCUCUUUGUAAGUUUGUCCCUACUAGGUGUGAUUCUGAUAGCCUUCCAGCAAGCCCAGUAUAUUUUAGCAGAGUUCAUGAAAUCAAGACAGAGACCAAAUCCCAGUUCUUCAUUGCAGCAGAACAACAACUCUGUUGAUGUCAUCAGCUCUGAUUCUUACAAGGGCAGCUGUAAGACAUUUAUGGAUUCCUAUAGUUCCUCAGAUAAAGGUAAAGGGAAGGGCUUCCUGUCUGUAGGCACUACUUCUAGCCGAAGUCAAAAUGCUGCAAAGAGAAGUCCUGCGACCUACAGCCACUCUCAGAAGAAACACAAAUGUUCAGUUUACUACAGUAAGCAAAAACCAAAUGCAGCAGCUGGCAGUGCCAUUGCAACUACUGACGAGAAACAAAAUCAGAUUGUGGAGAACCAAAUCUCAGCACCAAAAGAGGACAUUUGCGCUGACGUUGUCAGUGAGAACUGGGUAACUCUAAAAUAUGCAAAUGGCAUAAAUGUUAACAAGAAUUUAACUCUUCCAGAAAACUUUCUGGGCAAAGAAGAAAGUGCACUGAACAAUACAGUUCUCAUUAAAAGUAGCUCUUCAGAGUGCAAUCUGAAGGAAGAUCUUCAAACAUGUAUGUUUCCUAAGGAAACUAACCUUAAAGCUUCUGAAAAUCUAGCUGAGCUCAAGGAACAGGAGUUCUGUCCUGUGAAGAUGUCCAAGAAGCUACCUGAAAGUCACUUGUCAAGAAGUUCACCUCAGCAACAGCCGGAACUGCAAGAAAUUUCUAGGAAGAAUAAUGGGAAUAACCAGCAAGUGCUUCUCAGGAAUGAAACAGAAAGCUGUGAGACCUUAAAAAAGCAGAUCAACAUAAAGCCUUCCACUGAGAAAAAGAUUAAUAAAGGACGUAAAGAAGAGGAGAUUACUUCUUCUGAGCAAGAAGAUGCAUUUAGGAAGAAGAAACCUCAGGAGAAGAAGGAAGGAAAUGUACCAAAUGCGAAUUGGAAUAGAAACAGAACAUCUCGGAAAAAUAAGAAAAAGAAUGUUAACAUAUCUACAAGGGUCCCUGAGCAGAGUGAGUUGAAGCAUCUGUGCAAUGAAUAUGAAAGACUGGACCUGAGAGCGAAUAUUGGAAUAAGAGCCUGGUGUCCUCAGGGUGACGGGGAAAAUUGUAAAGCAGACCAAAAACCUGGGAGCUUGUCUAUACAGGGAGAAACAGAAAGGUUUUAUCAACGGUCCAGAAAGAAGUGUUUGGAGAAGUUUUGUUCUGAUUCAAGCUCAGACUGUGGAAGUUCGUCAGGAAGUGUUCGUGCCAGUCGUGGGAGCUGGGGUAGCUGGAGCAGUACCAGCAGUUCUGACGGAGAUAAAAAGUCCAUGAUUACUGCCAGGCAUUUUCUUCCAUCCCGGGAGAAUAUUUCACAAAACGAUUUUCCAUCUGAAACUCCUAUCACUUUAAAUCUGUCUCAUAACAUCUGCAAUACCAGCAGAGACAUGAAUAGCAUUCCUCAGUAUCCUGAUACCUUGUGUCCCAAUUUCACUGAUAUAGCUGCAGAUCCUGAAAAGAAUAAAGGUCUUUACCCAGGAGGAGACUUGUGGCCUCCCCAACCCAUCUGCCUGACAAACUACAAUCUUGAGAAUAAUCUGCCAUGCAUGAUCCAAGAAACGCCCUCAAUCCACAACAGCUUCAUUGACUGGAAUGCAACUUGUGACAGCCAGUUUUCCAACAUGUAUUGUCCAUUAGAGAUGAACGAAUACGGUGCUAUUCCAGAAGAAAACAUGAACUACUCCAGCGGCUUCCCAGGCACAGCUGCGAUGCAGAACACAGCCUUCAUUGACCAGAGCUGCACCUCCACCUGGAAUGCACCGCAGAACAUGCCGCCUGCCUGGGAGCCCGCCAGUUAUGUCAACUCCACACCCUACCUCUCGAGCACCCGAAGCUUGUCUCCAAUGUCUGGACUUUUUGGUUCCAUCUGGGCACCGCAGAGUGAUGCUUAUGAAAGCUGCUGCCCUGUCAGUGCCACGACCCAACACUCGACCCAUGUUGAGAACCAAGCUGUUAUGUGUAAGCAGGAAUACUACCCAAGGUUUAACCCAUUCCGUGCCUACAUGAACUUAGACAUAUGGACUACAGCAGCAGCCAACCGAAAUCCAAAUUUCCCGCUUUCGAGGGACUCGGGUUACUGUGGAAAUGUGUGAAAGGAAUUUGAUUUAAAAAUGUGAAUAAAGAUGCUUGCAAUUUUGAGUACUAGA
Phasianus colchicus (ring-necked pheasant) is the source of this 5796-nucleotide messenger RNA. RefSeq names its product transmembrane 131 like (gene TMEM131L). Gene Ontology annotation, cellular component: plasma membrane. Lineage: Eukaryota; Metazoa; Chordata; Aves; Galliformes; Phasianidae. Gene Ontology annotation, biological process: negative regulation of canonical Wnt signaling pathway. The record is from RefSeq and is a predicted model, not a curated record.